Thlaspi arvense is the source of this 4541-nucleotide messenger RNA. The record is from the annotation of a GenBank genome assembly. Lineage: Eukaryota; Viridiplantae; Streptophyta; Magnoliopsida; Brassicales; Brassicaceae.
GUGGACGAUGCCACAAUGAUUGAAGAAAUAGUUCAAAGAAUUUCAAGCAGGUUGUUAUCUACAUUGCCAAUAGAUUUCGGUGAUCUCGUUGGGAUGAAAGCUCACAUGGAAUUUCUCAGCCCUCUCUUGGACAUUGACUCUAAGGAUGAUGCUCGUUUCAUAGGAAUCUCAGGAACUGGAGGCAUUGGCAAAACCACCAUAGCCAAGUAUCUCUAUGAACAACUCAAGCUGCGAUUUUCACCUCACCACUAUUUCAUGGAGAACGUUGCGAAGCUCUCUGGAGAACAUGGUCUCUUGUAUCUACAACAUCAACUUCUCUCCAGUAUUUUCCGUGAAGAGAAUAUGAAGCUGGAGAGCCUUGAACACGGAAGACAACAGCUUGAGUUCAGGCUUAGGCACGUUAGAGUUUUUCUUGUUCUUGAUGAUGUGGAUGAUAGGAAACAGCUGUGUGCCUUGGCAAAAGACAUUACAUGGUUCGGACCGGGGAGCCGAGUCAUCAUAACCACACGGGACAAGAGCUUGCUUAACUCAUGUGGAGUGUACGAUGUUAAGUACUUGGAUGAUGAUAAAGCUCUCGAACUCUUUGAGCGGAUUGCUUUUGAAGGAGACGAACCUCCUUCUAGUGACGGCUACAAAGAUCUCUCGUAUCGUGUUUCUAGGCUUACUCAAGGUCUUCCUUUGGCACUCGUGGCUUUCGGCUUUUAUCUCCAGAGAAAGCCCCUGUGGGAGUGGAGAGAUGCUUUAGUAGCGUUUGAAUACGCCUCUGACAAGAAUGUUACGAGGAUCUUGGAUAUUAGCUACGAUAGCUUAGACAAACUUGGUAAGUCUGUUUUUCUUCAUGUCACAUGUCUUUUCAAUGGAGACCCUGUCUGGUGUGUCGAGACACUUCUUGACCGUGGUGAAGUUGGGUUUAAGGUUUUAGCUGAAAAGUCUCUCGUCGACAUAUCUGCGGAUGGUCUUGUAGCUAUGCACUCUUUAUUAGAGCGAAAGGGAAGAGAAAUUGGCAACACCCCUGCCCAACAACAAAUCUUGUGGUACUAUCACGACAUCUAUCACGUACUUGCAGACAAAGCGAGAACAACCAGAAUAGAAGGCGUCGUGCUAGAUGUUUCUGAGAUGCCUUCUGAUGUUCAUUGGGAACUUUUCAAGUCGAUGGAGAAUCUCAAUUUUCUGAAGAUCUGCAACUACAAGCGUUAUAAAGGUUCAGAUGCCAGGAUAAAUUGCAAUUUUGAUGGAAUUUUGCUUCCUUGUAAGCUUAGGUUACUACAUUGGGAUGCAUAUCCAUUUACAGCCUUGCCUUCUGUUGCCCAUCCCGAUUAUCUUGUGGAACUAAAUCUUUGUUACAGCAAACUCACAACCCUUUGGUGUGGAAACCCACCGAGGCUUUCGCAUCUGAAAAGGCUAUAUCUUACGGGAUCUAAGGAUCUAAAAGAACUUCCAGAUCUUCAGGAAGCAGUGUGUCUCGAGGAGUUGAUGCUGGAAGGUUGUGUUUCCCUCACACGGAUUCCAGAAUCCAUUUUUAGCCUACGUAGACUGCAGAAAGUUGAUAUGUCCAACUGUGAUGGGCUUAAGAAUCUAAGGAUCACAAUAGAGGAAUCUGAAGCUACUCUCUUCCGAAGUAGAAGCUCGCGCGUUAGAUCGGUCCGUGUAGAUUUUUCUGAUGCAGAACCAUUAGUGAAAGAGUCUUCUCUUAGUAAUCUUUCAAUCAAGGGCAACUUAGAAAUCAAGUUGAAGCUUCUUGGAGGAUUUGCAGAGCAUCUCUGCUUUAUAACUGAGCAACAGAUCCCUCGUCAGCUGAUGAUGUUGGAACAGCAAAGCGCUAGGGUCAUGACACCUUCCUACGGUUUUAAAUCACUCGACAUCGUGCGGUUCAACUGCAACAUAGAGAGUGGUUCUUUCAAGUGUGGUAGCUUUUCAGAUUUUCCCUGGCUUACGGAGUUAAAUCUAAUUAACUUAAGCAUCGAAGAAAUCCCAGAUGACAUUCACCACAUGCGAGUUCUAGAGAAAUUGGACUUAAGUGGAAAUGAUUUCAGCGGUUUGCCUACAUCAAUAGUACUUCUUUCCAAGUUGAAACAUUUGACGCUUUGCAACUGCCGCAUGCUUGAAACGUUGCCACAACUGUACCAACUUGAGACGCUCACGCUUUCUGACUGUACUAACCUCCGAACAUUGGUGAACCUUCCUCAAGCAGAACAAGAUCAGGGCAGCUACAGUUUGCGUGAGCUUCGGCUUGACAACUGCAGUAGCGUUGAGUCAUUAUCAGAUGAGCUUAGUCAUUUCACCAAGUUGACAUAUUUAGAUAUCAGCAGACAUGGUUUUAAAACAGUGCCUACAAGCAUCAAGGACCUCUCGUCGCUGGUUACUCUCUGUCUCAAUUAUUGCAAGAAUUUGAAAUCACUGACAGAGCUUCCGUUGAGCAUCAAGAAUCUAUAUGCACAUGGCUGCAAGUCCUUGGAAACCUUUUCCUUCUCAGUCAACCAUUCUGUUCGUCACCUUGAUCUCAGCCCUUGCUUUCAUUGGAAUCAGGCUUUUAGCCAAAUCACUCGGUUUCCAGCUGGAACACAUUGUGAAGAGGUACCUCUAUGUGGUUGCUUCCAGAAAAGUAAGACACAGGGUGCAUAUAAUCAAGAGACGAGGAGUGUCAAAUCAGUCCCCAUGGAGUGUUUUAAUUUCAAAACCUUGAAAGUAAUGGCUUUCGCUGUGUGUACGGGUGUGUUCAUUUACUGUAGACGACGGGCAACAGCUACAAAAUGAUGGUCGUCCCCGGAAUUAAUCAGUUCCAAAGGCCAAAGAGAAAGCUAAAAGAGUAUAGUAUUGUCUAUAUUUGGUUUUUGCUAAUUCACUUCAUCCCGGAUCCAUUAUGACCAAUCUUUUGCGCUACCACAGAUUCAUAAAUACAACUGGUAAUGCGGUGGGAAGGUACGUGCUGAAGAAUAUCCCACAGGGAGCUGCAACUACGUGUUAUGCAGCGCUACAUCCAUAAGCAAAAAGAGUGAGGGCAAUACUUGAUGGACAACAACAUAUCUUACCAUAAUCCUCAGACGCGGGACAAACACUAAUCUCAAAGACUCAAAACGCAUGUGGACUGACUACACCAGAGAAAGUCACCUGUGGCUGCUAUAUAUUUAUAAUGUGUGGUUGAUCACUGAGAGACUUUCAUUAUCAAGAGCAAAACAAUUUUCAUCAAACAUUUCAAAACAGUGUGUACCCUUCCUUUUCCUCUUCUUCUCAAUGGCGAUUCCCACGUUUCACUCUCUCCUACGAUGCAAAAAAUGGUCUCAUAGUGACUGGCUUGUCGCUUUCAUCGGAUUCGUCUUGAUCGCUUCUUCAGAGUCCGUUCUCUCCGUUGACCAUAACGACCUGGUCAAACUGAAGCUGUCGCGUAAAGCUAAAGAGAGAGGAGCAUUUUGCUUGGAUGGAAGCUUGCCUGGUUACCAUUUUCAUAAGGGUUCAGGACAUGGCUCAAAAAGCUGGCUUCUUUACUUGGAGUCGCCUUUGACGGCGUUUUAAGCAGUGACCCCUCUCAAAAUCCUGACUUUUUUAAUUGGAAUAGAGUUCUGAUACGGUACUGUGAUGGUGCUUCGUUCGCUGGACGCCCUGAAGCUGAAUUCAAGAAUGAAACACGGCUCUUUUUCCGGGGUCAGCUCAUUUGGGAGGCAAUUAUGGAUGAACUGCUUUCAAUGGGGAUGUCACAUGCGAAACAGGCCAUUCUAACAGGAUGUUCUGCAGGUGGCUUAGCAACUCUCAUACAUUGUGACUACUUUCGAGAUCAUUUUCCGAAAGAUGCAUCUGUCAAAUGUGUUUCUGAUGGUGGCUAUUUUCUCAACUUGCCUGAUGUCCUUGGAAACCCAACAAUGAGAUCUUUCUAUCAUAAUGUUGUUAGCCUUCAGGGCUUAGAGAAGAGCUUGGAUCAGAACUGUGUAGCCAAAACAGAGCCACCAUCUAAUUGUAUGUUUCCUCGAGAAUUCCUUAAAAACAUUAAAACUCCUGUCUUUCUUAUCAACGCAGCCUACGAUUAUUGGCAGAUUCAAAAUGUCUUGGUACCUCCUUCUGCGGAUCCAGAUCAAAGAUGGGAACAGUGCCUACUCAACAUUCAGAAGUGCAAUGCCGUACAGAUGAAAGUUCUACAUGGUUUCCGCAGUUCUCUGAUUGAUGCGAUAGGGGAAUUUCAUCAGAGCAAAGACGGUGGGAUGUUCAUAGAUUCUUGCUAUUCUCAUUGCCAGACUCGUAUUACAGAUUCAUGGCACUCUCCAACCUCAACAAGAAUCGAAAAUAAGACAAUUGCAGAAUCUGUAGGUGAUUGGUUCUUCAACCGAAAACCUGUGAAGCUAAUCGAUUGUUCUUACCCAUGCAAUACCUCUUGCUGAACAUGUGUUUCACCUCAGCUUGCCUUAUAUUAUAGGGAAGACUGCCAUGUGUGAUUAUAAUAAAUACUUUUUUUUUGUCGAGAGAGUUAUUGUCUGGAAAUACAUGGAAUUUCUGUUUUAUAUAAUUGAUUUAUAUAUCUUAUUAGUAUUACUAAAAUACAUGGAAUCUCUUAA